Zalophus californianus (California sea lion) is the source of this 6980-nucleotide messenger RNA. It is a transcript of the gene SMAD9, whose product is annotated as SMAD family member 9. The transcript has 8 exons. Gene Ontology annotation, biological process: regulation of transcription by RNA polymerase II; BMP signaling pathway; transforming growth factor beta receptor signaling pathway. Gene Ontology annotation, molecular function: DNA-binding transcription factor activity, RNA polymerase II-specific; RNA polymerase II cis-regulatory region sequence-specific DNA binding; I-SMAD binding. NCBI's taxonomy places the organism in Eukaryota, Metazoa, Chordata, Mammalia, Carnivora, Otariidae. The coding region runs from base 2179 to 3588 and encodes 469 amino acids. The record is from RefSeq and is a predicted model, not a curated record. Gene Ontology annotation, cellular component: heteromeric SMAD protein complex.
GUCUUAGCGGUCCAUCUUUCAAGAAGCCAGUGUUGAACUUGAGCUGAGGACUUUGUUCAGAGGCUGUGGAGAGCUAGCCCUGAAACGCUUCUGGUCCAGUUGAGCCUCCUCUCAAUAUUGUGGCUGAGCAUUACAGUCAGGAAAGCUUAUGUGAUACUCUUAUUGCAUUAGCAAUUUUCCAUAUCAGAUUCACUAAAUACACAAUGGAAACCAUUUAGGGGGAGAAAAAAAAACCAACAACAAAAAAAACAGUUUCUAAUGUGAUAUGGCUACCACAAUGAAACUCUAAUGUGAUUCCACAGAAAAUCGCUAACACGAUAUGCUGACCCCUCUCCCCACCCCCCAUAGCCACAUAAAAAUUGAUAGCAUUUUUAGUGUAUAUGUUUCAAACUAUGCUCACCAAAGAAAAAGCAGACCGCUACUGAGAUGAGCUUCUGUUUUGGUCAGGUUGGAUGUAUGAAGGGUCUUCCUAUCGGCCUUGUCAGAGAGCUGAAUCUCCCUUCUGUGCAGUGCUCAUUGUAUUAAUAAGCAAUACUAAAUCAUUUCUUAAAAUGCGUCAUACUCUGUUAAGUGACUCAGAAUUAAUAGAGAUAGUGUAAUGUAAAAAAUAUAAUUUGUGUAUAAAUAUCAUGCCUCUAUAAUACAUUCAGUUUUACAGUUUUAAUUGGGAAGUCUAAUCAACUCAAAACCAAUUUUCUAAGACUCAGAGACACUGACAUAAAAUUUAAAUUCAGAACUUAAGAUGAAAUGCAGAAAUAGUAAGAAACAAAUUACAAAUGUAUGUGUACCGUUCUGUAUCAUUUUAGAAGUCAUAAACACUGAAAAGAUUUUGGUUCUUCCCCUUCAUUCUCUAACCCAUAUUUAAUUCAAAGAUAGAAAUUUAACCCAAAAAAUAAAUGUAAAGGAGUCCUACAAAAUCUGAUUUUUCCUAUAAAGAUAAUUUUGAUUUUCUUUUUUUGGGGGGGGCGUACUAAAUAUCAAAUUUUCUCUCUCUUUUGUAUUCGAAUUACCUGAUAUCAUUGGUGUCGUUGCUUUAGUAUAUGAAUUUCCCCUUGGGGAUAUGUAAUAUUUAAUAUAUGAUCACUUCCUCUUCCCCUUUUUCAAAUUUAAUUUUGAAGGACUAUAAAUGGAAAACAUGUAUUCCUUAGUCAUGAAAUGGGUUUAGUGAAAAGCAGUCUUUGGUUUAUUAAACACUGAGAUCACUAGGGAUGAUCAUUCAUCCUAGAAUUCCAGUGACCUGGCAAAAACUCCAGUUUUUGACCACUGGACAAAUAAUCUGUAAAGUGCACAUGUGCCUCUGGGGGCCACCCAGACGGUUGACAUUGGAGAUUUCUUCUGAAACAGCUUAGAGGGAGGCAUUGGGAGUAAUGGAGGUGUGAACACUGUGAGUAGCAACAGCUUACAUUCACUGCGCCUGAGAGCGCUUCCCCAGGGGACUGGGCCGUGAGCCCACUGGAUCCCAACCCCGCUGUAUCGUGAGGAGUAUCUUCUUCCGAGUAGCCUAAUAUUUUUCACUUUAAUCUGUUAAAUUGCUUGGAAGCUGAUCAAAUGUAGAUUUGCUUUGGUUAGUGUGUAUGUUAACUCUAUGUUUUGAUUUGAUUUGAUGAAAUGCAGAAAUUGUUACAUGGGUAGGGUAGGAGAUAGAUCCGGAACUGUCGUUUGGGACCGUUUAUCAGAAGCCUUGAAGGAGUUUGUCCUAAGUAUUAACCGGCUGUGGAAGGUCUGGAGCAGAUUUGCAGCCAACAGGGCCCUUUCAUCAAAGAAGCCUCAUUAAGUAAAGCUGAAUGAAGAAGGGCUGCUUUGGUGGACGGUGGCAUCUGCAGAGGGACAGAGUUGAGUGCUUUGCCCUUCCCCUGGCGUCCAGCUCUGCCCUGCUGCUCUCUUGUCACUGCCACUGACUGAGUCUCUCUGCUGUCUCCAGAAUUCUGAAGAACACCGUUUACAGACUGCACGAGUUGGCCAGCCCCUUCUAGAGCUUAAGAGAAAAUCAACCCAGUUCCCAACUGUAAUUGGUCAGUUACUUCCAGAAGAAAAGAAAGACCUAUGACAUCCCUGGAGAGUUCUUACCUAUGACAUCCCUGGAGUGUUACUUGCUGCGAUCUUCCCUCAGGCCCUGCAGGCAAUAACGGGCUGUCUGUCCAGUUCCUGUUUGCCCUGGACACCUGCAGUUCACCUCUUAUGCACUCCAGCACCCCCAUCAGCUCCCUCUUCUCCUUCACUAGCCCAGCAGUGAAGAGACUGCUAGGCUGGAAGCAAGGAGAUGAAGAGGAAAAGUGGGCAGAGAAGGCAGUAGACUCGUUAGUGAAGAAAUUAAAGAAGAAGAAAGGAGCCAUGGAUGAGCUGGAGAGGGCCCUCAGCUGUCCAGGGCAGCCCAGCAAAUGUGUGACAAUUCCCCGGUCCCUGGACGGGCGGCUACAGGUGUCCCACCGCAAGGGUUUGCCCCAUGUCAUUUAUUGCCGAGUGUGGCGCUGGCCUGACCUCCAGUCUCACCACGAGUUGAAGCCGCUGGAGUGCUGUGAGUUCCCAUUUGGCUCCAAGCAGAAAGAGGUGUGCAUUAACCCCUAUCACUACCGCCGAGUGGAGACUCCAGUGCUGCCGCCUGUCCUCGUGCCAAGGCACAGUGAAUAUAACCCCCAGCUCAGCCUUCUGGCCAAGUUCCGCAGCGCCUCCCUCCACAGUGAGCCUCUCAUGCCGCACAACGCCACCUAUCCGGACUCUUUCCAGCAGCCUCCGUGCUCUGCCUUCCCUCCCUCGCCCGGGCCCGGGCACGUGUUCUCACAGUCCCCAUGCACCGCUGGCUACCCUCACUCCCCAGGAAGCCCCUCGGAGCCAGAGAGCCCCUAUCAACACUCAGUUGACACACCACCCCCGCCUUAUCAUGCCACAGGAGCCCCAGGGACCCAGAAUGGCCGACCCGUAGAUGCCACAGCUGAUAGUCAUUUAGUGCUGUCAGUGCCUAAUGGAGACUUUCGGCCAGUUUGCUAUGAGGAGCCGCAACACUGGUGCUCAGUCGCCUACUAUGAACUCAACAACCGAGUUGGGGAGACGUUCCAGGCCUCCUCCAGAAGCGUGCUUAUCGAUGGAUUCACAGACCCUUCAAAUAACAGGAAUCGAUUCUGUCUUGGACUUCUUUCUAAUGUAAACAGAAACUCAACAAUAGAAAACACCAGGAGACACAUAGGAAAGGGUGUGCAUUUAUACUACGUCGGGGGUGAGGUGUACGCCGAGUGUGUGAGCGACAGCAGCAUUUUUGUACAGAGCCGGAACUGCAACUAUCAGCACGGCUUCCACCCGGCCACCGUCUGCAAGAUCCCUAGCGGCUGCAGUCUCAAGAUCUUCAACAACCAGCUCUUUGCUCAGCUGCUGGCUCAGUCGGUUCACCACGGAUUUGAAGUCGUAUAUGAGUUGACUAAGAUGUGCACUAUCCGCAUGAGCUUUGUUAAGGGCUGGGGAGCUGAGUAUCAUCGCCAGGAUGUCACAAGCACCCCCUGCUGGAUUGAAAUUCAUCUUCAUGGACCACUGCAGUGGUUGGACAAAGUUCUGACUCAGAUGGGCUCUCCACAUAACCCAAUUUCUUCAGUGUCUUAACAGCCAGUCAUGUCUUAACCUACAUUUCUAUAGAAUAGAUGCUAUUGCAGGCAGUGGCUUAUAUAGCAUUUCAGAUUUGCAAUUAACUGAAAUUUCUAAGUACAUAAUGUAAAUACUUAUAAUAUAUACUAUUCAUAUUUUUUAUCACCAGUUGUUUUGUGCUAGAAUUUCUAGUCAACCUGAUGCCAGUACAACGUGAUUAGAAAAGCAGAUUUUUCAUGCCUAUGCUAUACGAAGAAGCGGCUUCUUUUGUGGGAGAAAAUAAAUGAAAGGCAAUUGCGUCAAUAGAAUUUGAAAAAUGUUGGCAGAAAAAAAAGGCAGCGAUAGUCAGCCGUGUCAUUAUAAGGCAUGUUGUGUGGCCUACCAGAAAAAUAUCAAAACUGUUUAUAUCUUACAAAUCAGGGUACUAGCAGCACUAGAGAAAGUGACACUUUCAGACAAAAGAAAGCAGUCAAACCCGUAACAUUUAAACAGUCUCACUUUUAGUGCUAUUGGCAAGAAGGAAAAAAAACACACACACAUCAAGCUUGUAAAAUUAAUUCUGUAAGAUAAGUCACGUAAAUUAUUUUAUUUCCCAAGUUGAAAUACCUAUAACUGGACUGUUGUGCUGAUUUAAUGGUACAUUUGAAACAGAUUUAAACUGUGAUUGGAAAAGAGACUGUGAAGCUGGGAGUCAUGUUGCUUCAUGAUCUACCACUGUACAAAUAAAAAUAAUGAGUCUAAUACAUGGGAAGAUUCAUAUGAAAAUAGCAUGAAAUAAGCUGUGUUCCCAAAUUGCAAAAUAAGACCAGAACUUCGUCCAAGAAUCACCCAGGGAGACCUCCACAUCGGAAAUCGGGCCCGAUUUCCUGGUUAUUCCAGUCAAGCAAUCUGGCGAUGUCCGAGUCUGCAUAGUGAGCUAAAGGACCGUGUGUGUAAAUCGUAGGUGGGGAAAAAGCAGUAAAGUAAGCGGGCUGGACGAAAGCAUCGUAUGUUUAAUCACACCUUCUCAUAUUCCCAUUGGAAGACUUCGUGGCGAGGGCACUCCUUUUGCCUCCUUUCCCCUACAUGUUGGCACGUACUAUUUACAGAUGACUAAAACAGUGGUGAAGCCUUUGGGAAAAUCUGGACACAUUGCUAGGGUCAAAUUUAUGAGUUAUAUAACUUAGUGUCUCGAUCUGCUGGUCACAGCUGGUAGCCUCUUAUAAAGCUGAAGCCUCAUACCUGGAAAUAACUUCCCAAGUAAAAUAAUAAUUUCGUGACCCCUAUAAUUUCUGGGGAACAGUGGUACUGAAGAGUGGGACAUUUAAAAUAUAUAUGUACGGUAUUAAAAACCUGUUCUUAUUUACUCUUGGAUGAUAGAGGAGAGGAUAAUUCACCACAUUUCUAGGUACUUUCAUAUAUAAGUAUAUAUAUAUAUAUGUAUAUACAUAUAUAUAUAGUUCUCACCCACUAAACACUGCAUUGCUUCGAAAAAUAUUUCACACCCUCUUAAAAAUGUAUAAUUUAAGAAGGUAAUUAUGCUUGUAACAGACGGUACUUCAGUAAUCCAAGAGGUUUCUUCAUUUAUGCAUUCUGUCUCAACUCUUUUUAGCAUUAGUGCACACAAUAGUUGCUUCUCAUUAAAUUGUAUUCAAGGUAGACAUGAUCCUGUGAAAAAGAUAUAUACGAGUGAGCUCCUACUGUCACUUCUUGUAAGGACUAGUGUUAUCUAAUAGAAACUUUCAUAUAUGCAAUAGAAAAUAGUACAUUCUACGUUAAAACUAGGUGGUCCAUUUAGUGUUUAGAAAACCCCGUAGUUCAUUGGUUCAACUCUGUAUUGUGCCCCUGUACAGGCCCGGUACAGUGUUAGGUACUGUGGAAUCAAAUGUAAACCAGAGACAGCCCCAGACUCUGGAGCUGAGAGUCUUGUUAGUAAACCUGUGUAGACAUCUUCAUGUUUCACAACUUUUAAAACAAAACCAAACCUACGAUCUUUCUUUCGCUCGAAAAAAUAUAACUGAUUUCUUAAUUAUCUCUAUUUUGAAACUUACUUCCCUUCUCUUCUGAGCAAUCAGGUAAGAGAUGAAGUCUUCCUUGGAGAAAUUCUACUUUUCUUCAGUGCCCCAAAGUUGUUUGUUUUCUCCCCUUCCCUGUUUUCCAGUUUUUUUUCCCAUUUCUCUUUUCUUGGAAACGGCAUUAAUACGAUGAGUCUUCCUCACAUGAAUACAGCUCUGUGAGAGCAUAAAUAUACAUGGUUUUUGCUCCAAAGACCUAACAUAGCUUUCUGGAUCUCUUCACAAAUGCUCAAACUCAUCUUCUGAUAACCUUAUACCUUUACAGAAUUAAUCAUAACUGGUCACUUAUAAAUUACACUUAAAAAAAGUUAACAAACCUGGAUGUUCAUGCAGGUUUGGUAAAACCUGGACAAAAUAUUCCAGCGAGCCUGUGUUACUCCUUUAAAAAACAAAUGAUUAAAGUGGGGUACAUUUGCAUCAUCACUGGUCCUGUCUCACCAAAAGUCCGCAUUAGGAUAGGAGUGAAAUUCAGAAAAGUUAACCCUUCGGUCACUGUAACUAGUCACAUUCUCAUCAGGCUUUUAACAUUUUUGCUGGCAGGAAUUGUCCAAAGUUGUAAUGUAGCAUUUUCUUUGAGACUUCCACAUUUGUUCAUGUAGCAUUCAUUCCUUUAGAUGGACAAUCCCCCAAAAAUGUAAUAGCAUUCCUUUAUAGGAUAACUAGCAAAGUGGACAUGCUAAGCCAUUUAAAGGCACCAAUAAUGCCAAACAUUUUUAAGGUUGCCAUGGACAAGGGUCGUGCAAUACAGAACAACGUUUUGGCCUGCUCUGAAGACCCAGAACAUUUGUGGUGUUGUUCAAGCCUGUUUUCUGUUCUUUUCCUGUUUAAAAAUUGAGAUGUGAGGAGUUUGUUUUAGUUAGAUGAUAUUUUACUAUCUGCCAGUGCUUUGGAACUAUAAAGAUGUCACUUUUCAACACAUUCACCUUAUUUUUUUUUUUUUACAUUCAGUAUAAUCAGGAAAAGUUGAACAACAACAUAGCACUAGCACUUAGAAUCCCCUUUUCAUUGUCUUCUAAGGGAUUAGAAGCAACAACAAAAGCAUUUUCUAAGUAUUACCUGCUAGACUUUAAGCACCUGCUUAACUUUGAAUGUGUCCUGAAUAUUUGGUAUGUAUAUUCAACAACUAAAGCAAACUAUAACGUGCAUUCCAAAUUUGUCUUCCCCUGUUAUGAUUUAGCAGUUGAACUGUAUGACAAGACUAGGGGAUCCUGACAUGUUCAAAUUGAUGUAACACAAACCAACAAGAAAAGAAACCAUUUCUAUUUAAGUAAUGCUUUUGAUGGUCAUAUCUAGGCUUCAAUUAUCCUUCAAAUGCACACUUAUACUGUUAUGUGAUUGUUUAUAAUAAACAGUACU